Messenger RNA from Phytomonas sp. Hart1, 1371 nucleotides. The record is from the annotation of a GenBank genome assembly. Lineage: Eukaryota; Euglenozoa; Kinetoplastea; Trypanosomatida; Trypanosomatidae.
AUGGCAUCCCUCACAUCGGGCGCGACGAGUCUUUUCAAGGCUAUAGAGCCCUUCGCGGCGUUGUUGAAAUCCAUACCGCAUCGUGAUGCGACCCAUAUUCCGUACGCCCAGUGGCUUUCCUUAUAUUUAGAAUCACUUGGCCAACGCUCUCAACAUUCGGAAAUGCUUAGCGAAAAUAAAAAUGAAAAAGCACUUUUUCGCCAACAAUAUUGCGAUGCGGUGGAUGCGAUGCUGCUAAGCAGUUUAAUGGCUCCGCGGUGGAAUCUGGUGCUUGUACCGACUAAUCUGGCUGAACUCCAGGGGAUGCUCCCACUUUUAAACGGUAAUAAUGAAAAAACGACACAUUCGAAGGGACCUGCUCCGUUGGGGGCUUCUAGGACGGAUUUGUGGUAUCUCAACGCGCACAAUUGCGGCCUAACUUUGUCAUCUUUAGUCGCCGCGGAUCGUUUUUACGACGUUGGGGGUGGGGAAGACGAGACGCUCGAGGUAUUUACACCCAAAUUUAUGACGGAACCGCUUUUGGGUGGAAGCUGUUUAAUGCACUGCACGGACGAGCUUCGACAGCAGGGGGAUUUGCUUCGCGCAUCCAAAGAGAAUAGCUCCGGAAUCGUUCGGGGGAAAGUGGGCGUGGACAAUCGUGCGGCUUCUUACACCGAUGAGCCCACGAUUCAUCUGAUAAUUCCCUUUUCUUGUCUUUGGCAGAUCAAGCACGAGGCGCAUCUUCGUUCAGGAAACUCGGCAGCUACAAAUACCUCUCUGCAGGAGCGUGGUGCUCGACAAUCGCUUCUGCAGAAUAUUCACCACGCCUUUCAGCUCCAGGCGGAUCUCAAUCGCCUCAAUUCGUCCUCCACGGCGCCCUCUCCACGGAUAAAACUUCAUGUUUCGAAUCCAACGGAGGAGUUUGAUAUGAUUUGCCAGCUUCCACGUGUGCGAGAUAGUUUUAUGACUCUCGGAAAUGCCAAUUCGAAGCUGCUGGAUGAAGUUAAAUCCCAAAAUUUCUCCCUCGCUAUGUUGUGCGAGAAAAAUCCGGUUCGCCUCGCGUAUUUUCUGCGUUAUAGCCUUUACCGAAUUCAACUUAAACGGGAAAAUGCAAAAAAAUCGGCGGAAGCCAAACAAAAAGACGAAAAAGAAUCUGAAGAAUCACCCAAUGAGUUAGUGAUGGUAGCACAUUUUAGUGAGCAGCGUCUUUUUCGUGGCUUGGGUGUUCCUACGCUGCGUUCGUGCUCCUCGGUGAGCUCGAUUCAACGGCAAGGCUCGCUCAAGGAGGCGAAUUCCGCAUCCACGCAUAAGAAAGCGAUUCUGGAAUGUGGGGAAAUGGUUCGCCGAAUGACGACGCGGGAAGAAAAUUUACGGCAAUCCAUUCAGAAGUAA